Messenger RNA from Verticillium alfalfae VaMs.102, 2778 nucleotides. Its product is annotated as vacuolar protein sorting-associated protein. The record is from RefSeq and is a predicted model, not a curated record. The transcript is spliced from 4 exons. Gene Ontology annotation, cellular component: GARP complex. Lineage: Eukaryota; Fungi; Ascomycota; Sordariomycetes; Glomerellales; Plectosphaerellaceae. Gene Ontology annotation, biological process: retrograde transport, endosome to Golgi; Golgi to vacuole transport. Bases 1 to 2778 code for a protein of 925 amino acids. Gene Ontology annotation, molecular function: syntaxin binding.
AUGGUUGGUAGCUUACCUAGAUCAGCACCUCCAAGGCUUACCGUUUACCUAGCCAUAUCAACCCUUCUACAGCCACCGAUCGUCCGAACAGGCCUACUACCGCAUACGUCGGCACCUGCCUCAAGUGCGCACAGAGCACCAACCGCCCGCGACAUUCCUCCCGUCACCCUGACAAAUAUCCCCCGAAUCGACCCCGCCGAGUUCAAGCCGUACCUGUCGCAAGUCGGCGCAUUGCACCUGAGGCCUGGGAGUCGACCGCCCUAUCCAGCUCGCAAAUCCUCGAUCGCCUCAUUGUCGUCCAUCACAUCAUUCGACGCACCGGGUUCCCUCCGAAGAUCAUCUGGUGCGAGUCGCAAAGGGACCCAGGGGCCGCCGCCUCUGUCGACAAUCCCCAACGUGUACUUUGAUGACGACUUUCAUCUUGAGAACCCACGAACAUUUGACGUUGUCAGUGAGCGAUCUGAAGUCGUUCGCCCCGCGCCAGGAAGCACAGAUGAAAGAGGGGCCAGUAACGGCCACGCCGCGGCGCCUCGGAAAGCUCUCGCCACGAAUGCCAUUUUGCAAGAGAAGCUAUCGUGGUACAUGGACACAAUCGAGAUGCACCUGAUCAGCUCCAUUUCCACUGCGUCUACAACUUUCUUCACAGCUUUGGGUUCCCUGCGAGAGCUUCACUCCGAAGCCGCCGAGUCGGUGGAUAGGAUCAAGACGCUACGACAAGAACUGGAGGCUUUAGACAAAGAGAUUCCACAGACUGGGCUGGACAUUGUGCAAAAGAGGCGGCGCCGUGAAAAUAUACAGCAGCUGAACGACGCGGUAGUGCAGCUACGACAUAUUGUCGAAGGUGUGGGCAAUUGCGAGAAUCUUGUCGACGAAGGACAGGUUAAGCAAGCCUUGACAGGGAUGGACUCGCUGGAGCUGCUGAUUGCCGGCGAAGUCGGUGAGGAGAACGGCCUUGCAGCAACAAAGGCGCCUGCGCUCCAGGCAAUUCAUUUGCGAGACCUGAGGGGAGCCACGGCGCUUCAGGGCGUCAACGACGAUCUCAAUACUUUGCGGUUCCGCGUCGGGAAAGUAUUUGAGACUAAGUUCACCAACGUGCUUCUGGGUGAUCUGCGGCGACAUCUCGAAACCGUGAGCCAUGCGGAUGUGCUCCUGCGGUGGGGCACUUCAUCAAUGCGGGCCAGGGGAACGCACUCGCGAGAGCCUUCGGCGUUACCGACAUACUUGACAUCAACCAGCGAGCUGCGCGCCGCUAUUCCACCUAACCUAGACGGAUUGCAUCGCGCAAAGCAUAUUGCCAUCGCUACAAGUGCAUAUCGCGAGGCCAUCCUACGCGAGAUAAGAAACUUGAUCAGAAAGCCGUUGCCCAGUUCUAAUGACGACGAUAACGAGUCGAUGAUGUCGGCUUCUACCAUGAGCGGCGGCCGGAAUUUGUCGAGUAAAGAAAAGUCUUCGAUAUUGGCGCGCAAUCUGAGAGCGCUGGACCCCAAGGAUGCAGAGGAUCUUCUCAAAUCGAUUUACAUUGGUGUUACUGAGACUCUUCGCAGACUUACCACGCAGGUCAAGGUCUUACUCGACGUAGCAAGCUCCUUGUCAGGCUCCGGCACCUCGGGCGUCAAAUCGCCCCCUAUCCGAUCACCACUGGCCAGCCCGAACCCGGAUAGGCACUCCUCGCAACUGGAUACGUCAGCCUUUGAGAUCCAAGAGGAAAUACACAAAGCCAUGGACAUUUCGAAUCUUGUCGGUCAGGCUGUCGAUGUGGCUCAGGACAAAAUUGUUAAGGUCCUCAAGGAAAAGACGCGGACAGCAAUGAUUGAGGGCGAGAGCUUCCUUCUGCCAAACUCGGCCAUACUCUGUCUCGAGGGCUUGUCGCAAUUCAUGCACCUGAUGGCCGGCAUUCCCUCGAUGACGACCGACGUCGCCACAUCUCUGAUUGCCUACCUACAUCUCUUCAAUUCCCGAUGCACCCAGCUCAUUUUGGGUGCCGGCGCGACUCGAUCCGCCGGUCUGAAGAACAUCACCACGAGACACCUAGCGCUCGCGUCUCAGGCUCUGUCACUGAUUGUAACACUGAUUCCCCACAUUCGCGAAUUUGUUCGACGUCGUGCUGGCUCGGGAGCGGGCGUGUCAAGCCUGAUGGCCGAGUUCGACAAGGUCCGCAGGCUGUUCCAGGAGCACCAGAACAGCAUCUACGACAAGCUGGUCGACAUAAUGAGCGGGCGUGCGGCGCAACAUUCCAAGGCUGUCAAGGCCAUCGACUGGGACAGCGAGGGCAGCAGGGCGGUCCGCCCGUACAUGGAGACGCUGGCGAAGGAAACAACAACACUCCAUCGCGUCUUGACCAAACAUCUCCCUGAAGGUGCUGUGCAGAUGAUCAUGGGCCCCGUGUUCGCGAGCUACAAGGAUCAGCUGGGUACGGUCUUCCAAGCGGCAGACCCGAGGACCCCGGCCGGCCAAGACAGUAUGCGGCGCGAUGUAGACUUCCUCGUUACCAAGCUUGGCAAAGUCGACGGGUUCGGAACGACGGGCGAACAUCUGACAAGCAUCAUUAACUCCAAGCAAAUUGAGGCGCCAGCACAGCCAGCGCAGCCAGAACCAGCAACAGCGGAUCCAACUCCGUCUUCGGCGACGGUAGACGCCGCCGAAGCAAAACCAGCCGACGAGGCGGCAGAGAAGGGACCCCCCUCGCCAGAGAGUGGAUCCGAUAUACAGGCAUCCAAGGCAUUUGGCGAGAAAGAGGAGGCGUCUCAGAAGACCGAACCGAAGAAGGAGACGUCGUGA